AUGGUUACAGCUCGAAAGCUAAGGCCCUACUUCUUAUCACAUCGCGUAGUGGUUCGAACCGCCUUACCCUUCAGACAAGUGCUGGGAAGGCCAGAUCUUUUAGGACGCAUGGUGAAAUGGGCCGUGGAGUUAGGAGAAUAUGAUGUGGAUUAUGAGCCGAGGAUGGCUAUCAAGGCCCAAGCCCUUGCGGAUUUUAUUCAAGAAACUACUCGUUGCCCUGUUCAAGAGUUUUGGGUGGCUUUCAUAGAUGGAUCGGUUACAAAAGAGGGAUGCGGGAUCGGAGUGUAUAUGAUUUCUCCAGGAUCAGAGGUAUACCAAUUCUCUAUUAAAUUCACCUGUAAGAUAUCCAACAAUGAAGCCGAGUAUGAGGCCGCGGUCAGAGCAGCACAUAUUUUGUCAGAGCUACGGGCGGAAUGUGUCACCAUCAGAACUGACUCACAAUUAGUAGUUCAGCAACUCUCGGGAGGAUACCACAUAAAAGAGGAUCGAAUGCGGGCAUAUCAUAGCAAAAUUAUUGAAUUAAAGAAAAAAAUUAUGGAAUUCAGAAUAAAACAACUCUCGCGAGAGGAUAAUACCCGGGCAGACUUAUUGGCACGGGUUGUCAGCGCAGUGGAGCAGACGUGGAAUGAUGAGAUCACGCUUCUCUGCGACACCAGAGGAAUGGGGACUUCCCAAGUUUUUGCGGUGGAAAUCCGCAAAAACUAUUGUUUGAUCAAAGAGUCCAAUCAGAGGGCUGGAUACGAGAACUAUUGUUUGAUCAAUGAUCAACUCUACAAGCGUUCCUUCACCUAUCCCUUACUGAAAUGUUUAUCUCUUGAGGAGGCUAACUUUGCUCUGACAGAAAUUCAUGCAGGUUGCUAUGGUGGGCACACGGGAUUCAGGGAUCUUAUACGAAAAACCAUCCGGGCAGGGUUCUAUUGGCCAACCAUUACUAAUGACGCCAGAGAAUUCGUUCGCAAAUGCGAGGCUUGUCAGAGGCAUGCUGGCAGGAUUAAUGUUCCAGGGGAGACUAUGGGAGUAAUGUAUGUUGCCUGCCUGUUUGACAAAUGGGGCAUAGACAUCGUCGGGAAAUUGCCUAUGGCACCAAGGAGCAAAUGCUUUCUCAUUGUAACAGUUGAUUACUUCUCCAAAUGGGUAGAAGCCGAGGCUGUGUCAAAGAUUGACGAGAAAACGGUAGAGCGAUUAAUCUGGCGAAACAUAUGUUUCCGGUAUGGAAUCCCUAGAAUCAUUGUAUCGGACAAUGGAACCCAGUUCACAGGGCAGAGAAUCGCCAAUUUUUGUGAUCGCAUGGAUAUAACGCAACGCUUCGUUUUCGUAGCCCAUCCGCAAGAAAAUGGGUAG
Messenger RNA from Salvia miltiorrhiza (redroot sage), 1341 nucleotides. RefSeq lists its product as uncharacterized. Gene Ontology annotation, molecular function: nucleic acid binding; RNA-DNA hybrid ribonuclease activity. The transcript has a single exon. Gene Ontology annotation, biological process: DNA integration. Bases 1 to 1341 code for a protein of 446 amino acids. Lineage: Eukaryota; Viridiplantae; Streptophyta; Magnoliopsida; Lamiales; Lamiaceae. The record is from RefSeq and is a predicted model, not a curated record.